UACCCUGAACAGUCCGUUUACCUGUCAGUCAUUCAGUGAUCAAUCGGUUGCUAACUCUGCACAACAGAGCUGAAAUAUUAAUCAGAUUCGUAUUAUUUAUUAUUUGUUAAGACGAAAAGCUUCGUAAUGUCUGUACCAAAGAAAGGAGAUUUAACUGACACAGAAAAAGAGCUGCUUGUGAUUAUUGCUGCAGGUAACGUGCAGGAAGCUUCCAGGUUACUGGGAUCUAAAGAUGUAAGGGUUAACUGUCUGGAUGAGUAUGGCAUGACGCCUCUCAUGCACGCUGCAUAUAAAGGGAAGGCAGAUAUGUGCAAACUGCUGCUUCAACAUGGGGCAGACGUCAACUGCAACGAACAUGAACACGGCUACACGGCACUCAUGUUUGCGGGGCUGUCAGGGAAGACAGACAUUACCUGGAUGAUGUUGGAUGCUGGAGCAGAGACGGAUGCGAUUAACUCGGUUGGCAGAACAGCUGCACAAAUGGCGGCAUUUGUUGGGCAGCAUGACUGCGUGACUGUCAUUAAUAACUUCUUUUCACGGGCGAGGUUGGACUACUACACAAAAGCCCAGGGGCUGGAGAAAGAACCAAAACUCCCCCCGAAACUCUCUGGACCGCUGCACAAAAUUAUCAUGAGUACCAACCUCAACCCUGUAAAGAUAGUAAUACUGGUGCAGGAAAACCCUCUGCUGAUGGAUGUGGAGGCGCUGGAGAAGUGUCGCAAGGUUUUGGAGCUGAUCUGUGAGAAGUGUGUCAAGCAGCAGGAAAUGAACGAGGUGUUGGCCAUGAAGAUGCACUACCUCAGUUGUGUGCUCCAGAAAUGCGGCUCUUUUCUCAAAGAUCGUCAAGACAAACUUGAUAGUCUCAUUAAGAGUCUUCUGAAAGGCAGAGACGGUGACGGAUUCCCGGUAUUCCAGGAGAAGUUCAUUCGGGAAUGCAUCAGAAAAUUUCCGUACUGUGAUGCCACACUAUUGCAACAGCUUGUGCGGAGUAUAGCUCCUGUGGAGAUUGGGAAUGACCCUACAGCUCUGUCAGUGCUCACCCAGGCCAUUACGGGGCAGGUGGGCUUUAUGGAUGCAGACUUCUGCACCUCCUGUGGGGAGAAGGGAGCGGAAAAGCGAUGCUCCAUUUGCAAAAUGGUCAUCUACUGUAACCAAGCUUGCCAGAAGCUGCACUGGUUCGCGCAUAAAAAGAUCUGUAAGAUGUUACAGGAACAGAGAGAGAAACAUGAAGCUGACUCAGCCUCUCGACUACAGAAAUCACCCAAAGCCGAGGGGAAGCCUUUGGAGGAGACUAUGGAAGAUCUCUCCGUCAGUCAGAAUGAGACCAACACCCCUUCGGAUAACCAGACCGAGGAAGUGAACUCGGAUACAGUCUCUCUUAAUGUAGCCUGAGCGAUGAAGAUUUUGACCUGUAGACAUGGAUUCAAACCAGCGACUGUCUUCAUCGUCAUCAUCAGAGAUCCAUCUAAGCCAAAGGAGAGCACAUCCACGAUGUGUGUAGUCCAAAGGUACCGAGAACCUUCUUUAUGGAAGAUGUUAUCCUGAAGCACAGAACAUGGGAUGCACACAAAUGCACAAGAUGAAGGGAUCAUGAGAGACAAUUUAACAUUUAAGUUGAAAAUAUUUGUAUUUAUGUUUGUGAAAAUUAUAGUGAUUUAGUAUCGAGUGCUUCAGGAAAGAUAUUGUAAUAUAUUGCUACAAGACAUCGAAGCCUAUGCCUUAAUUUUCAGUCUGUUAUAAAUUAAGUUAACUGUUGUUACCCUUUUUUUUUGAUAAACAUAUACCAGAUUUCUUACAGCUGUUACAAAAAUGCCUAACUUAAACACACUCGGUAGUCUUGAGAAUGUUUAUUGACAUCCAAAUGACGGCGUGAGAGGCGUCUGCUGUUUUUCAACUCGCUGGCCUUGUCAAAUUAGCGGUUAGACAAAGGUGUCCGUUGUGCACGCAAGAGUGAUGGUGAAACCGACAGCGGGGUUCUGGAUCUCGUCUUAGGUUGACAGUUAGUAUGUCAGCUGCCGGUUCGAUCGAGGCUUUACUUGGUUCCACUGUGCCAUUCUGGUUCCACUCCAGUCCAUAAUCCUGACCUGUACGAUGGACUUUUGAGUCAGUGUGAUCACUGAUGGCUUUUCUGUGCUAUCAGAAAAGCAACUAAAGAAAAAACACAGAUGCCUGUUAUAUUUUUUUAUAACAUUUGACUCAAAAUCGAAACAUCCAUGUAGCACUGACGUUGUACACCUGUUCCUUGCACCAUGUUGACCUGCAAUAAUAAAAUUAUAAUAAUCUGUUAAACUUCA
Molecule: messenger RNA, 2294 nt
Organism: Paramisgurnus dabryanus
Lineage: Eukaryota; Metazoa; Chordata; Actinopteri; Cypriniformes; Cobitidae
Product: ankyrin repeat and MYND domain-containing protein 2
Molecular function (GO): protein binding
Source: RefSeq, a predicted model, not a curated record